AUGGAUCAACCAGAAAAAGAAGAAGAGUUGAAUGUGGUUAGUUAUUUUUAAUUUUACAAAAACCUUUGAAAUUUUUAAUUUCUUUGCAGUUCCAAAAACUUCCAUUCGAAAAGAACGAAAUGAUUUUGCAAAAUUUGGAUCCGAUUUCAAUAAUCAAUUUUGGAAAAAAUUCGAAAUUUUGCGAUGUUUUGGCUGAAAAUUGCGAUGAUCCAAUUACAAAAAUCAGUUGGAGUGGGUCGGAUGAUUUAUAUGGUCCGCGUUUUCUGAAUUUCAUUGUUCAAAAAUUUCCUGAUUUUCCGUAUAUAUUGAAAAUCACAAAAUCGGAGAACGAAAUUGGAAAUGAAACUCUUGUUACUUUGACAAGGUUUGUUGUUGUUGAUUUUACUUUUUGACACCAAAAUCCUAAUUGUUUUUCAGAUAUCAGAAAUCGAUGGUUUGCGUCUCAUUCUUACGUGAUAAGUUCUUGAAUGAGUUUCUCGCUCAGAAUUCUCAAUUCCAUGAGUUGAUUUAUGGGAUAAAAUUGGAACAAAUUGAAGAACAUUGA
Molecule: messenger RNA, 544 nt
Organism: Caenorhabditis angaria
Lineage: Eukaryota; Metazoa; Nematoda; Chromadorea; Rhabditida; Rhabditidae
Source: the annotation of a GenBank genome assembly